Molecule: messenger RNA, 2460 nt
Organism: Diplodia corticola
Lineage: Eukaryota; Fungi; Ascomycota; Dothideomycetes; Botryosphaeriales; Botryosphaeriaceae
Product: c6 zinc finger domain-containing protein
Exons: 3
Coding region: 1-2460 (819 amino acids)
Biological process (GO): positive regulation of transcription by RNA polymerase II
Cellular component (GO): nucleus
Molecular function (GO): DNA-binding transcription factor activity, RNA polymerase II-specific; zinc ion binding; transcription cis-regulatory region binding
Source: RefSeq, a predicted model, not a curated record
AUGCCGUCGAGGGCUCUUCCCCGACCCCAAGACACCGUGGCUGUCCCGCCCGCCCACCCCGGGUUCGCACAACCCCCACCCGACCUCGACUACCUCUAUGCAACCACCACCCAGUCCGUCUCGCCCUCGUCGACCCUCCGCUCCGCUCCUGACGGCCUGCUCGCCACCCUCGCUGCCCCCGCGCGCAAACGCAACUCGAGCUCCGCCGCGACGAACGCGCCAUUGAAGAAGCAGAACAUCGGCGCCCGCAAGAACAGCCUGCACAGCCAGCAGAGCCAGCAGAGCCAGCAGAGCCAGCAGAGCCAGCAGAGCAGCCGUACCAUGAGUGACGCAGACUCGGCUCAGGCGGCCCCGCCUGUCGAGCCUCCCGCCGCGAGCAAGCCCAAGCGCGUGCGCACUGGCUGCUUGACUUGCAGGGAGCGCCACCUCAAAUGCGACGAGGCCCUGCCCCAUUGCCAAAACUGCCGCAAGUCCAACAGGGUGUGCAAACGCGGCAUUCGUCUCAACUUCAUCGACACCACUGUGCAGGCCCCGCCCGUUGUUCCGCCGUCGCAGGACUGGAACGUUAGCUUCCUCGACGAAUCCCGAGACAUCGCUUCCGAGUACAAGGGCGGUCUCAGCAAAUACGGCGCCCCGGAGGUGCAAGCCACCACUCAAGCCAUGAACGGCCUGCAGCUUGAUUUUUCGCAAGGGCCUCCUCCCGCCCCCGAGCUCUCCCACCAGCCUCUACCCCCCAUCCAGGGCGUGCUUCCCGACAUAUACGCCGACGACCACAGCAACAUGAUGUACGAGACCUCGCAGCCGCCCGCCAAUCCGCACGUGCAGCACACCGGCAUCGAUUUUUCUGCUUCCAGUUCCAUGCAGGCAGCUUCCGCCUACAACAGCCAUGAGCCGACCACGUCGCCACCUGCACGCUCUCGAGACUAUCUAAACACCCAGGAAGAGGUAUUGUUCAUGCAGGUCUUCGUCGAAGAAGUGGGCCUGUGGAUGGACAGCAUGGACCCCCAGAAACACUUUUCUAGGCUGCUGCCGUUUCACGCUCUUGGAGAACCCAUGCUGCUGAACGCUUUUUUGGCAUGCGGCGCCCGCCACUUGUCUCUGGUCAAUGCCCGGUAUACUGACGACAAAGCACUGCAUUACUACGACACCGCCACAAGAUAUUUGCUCAACUCUCUACAAAACCCAAACCGCGACACCGUCAUCUGCGCCACUACCGCCGUCAUCCUUAAUGUUUACGAAAUCAUGUGUGAACGUGCUCUGCAACGAAUGAACCACAUUGCUGGCGCCCGUGCUCUCAUCAAAGAAUGCGGCUGGAACGCGAGGUCGACUGGGAUCGGAGCUGCCUGCUUCUGGCUGAAUGUAGGCAUGGAGUUGCUGAGCUGUCUGCACUUCAAUUGGCAAGUUGCUUGGGAUCCUGACGAGUGGGGCGUUGACAUGGAUUUCACCCGGGAGACCGAGGCUGGGCGGGAAGAGCCGUGGACCUACCGCAUCGUCUACAUUGUGGCAAAGAUCGCCAACUUUCGGGCGUCGAUUCCGAGAAAGUCUACCGGCUCUCCGCGAGAUGACCAGAUCAGACUGCAGAAGAGGUACGCCGAGUGGCAGAGAUUAAAGGGUUGGUGUGAUUCCUGGAACGAAUGCAUCCCCCGGACCAUGCACCCGAUGGCAUAUCUCUAUCCAUACCAGACCACUUCACAAUCAGCCUUCCCCGAGGUUUGGCUUAUCAAGCGGACGACGAUUGUGGCCCGUCUCUUCUACCACACGGCCAUGUGCCUGAUGGCGCAGAUCAAUCCGGUCGAGUCCAAGGACGGCGGCGAAAUGCACGACCUCUUGCAACGUCACUCCCAACAAAUAUGCGGAAUAGUCGCGCAUGUCAAAGACCGUGGUGUUGCUAGCGUGGCCCUCCGUUCCCUUGCCAUUGCUGCCGAAUGCCUUACCAAUCGUCGUGAGCAAGAGGAGGUCCUACAGAUCCUGGAUAAGAUACGCCAAGAGACUGGGUGGCGUGUUGCGUUCAUCAACGCCGAGCUCAAGAAGCAAUGGGGAUGGCCAGACGAUCCGCCGCCCCAACAACAGCAACCGCAGCAACAACUUCCGACUCCAAACAUGGGCGGAGCUGCGCAGAUGCCGUAUGUGGCAGCUCAGGCGCAAGCUGCAGCGCAAGCUCAAGCGCAAGCUCAGGCCCAGGCUCAGGCCAACGCGGCGGUUGCUUCUGUGCAGUCGCAGGCAACGUCGCUGCAGCCAAUGACCAGCCUGCAACCUACUCCCACCACGGCCGUGAGCAAUCCGACCCAGAUAGCAGUAGGAGCGCCCACAACCGUGGCCCCUAGACCCCGACUGCCUUCAGGAAUUCUCAAUCCGAUGCUCGCCGCAGCCGAUUUUUCGAUGCCUCAACAUCCUUAUCAAAGCUACUAUGUUGCGCCCAACAGCAUCAGUAGUGGAGGCAGUUGGGCUUUUAAUACGUGA